This is a messenger RNA of Tripterygium wilfordii, 2584 nucleotides long. RefSeq names its product T-complex protein 1 subunit eta-like. Gene Ontology annotation, molecular function: ATP hydrolysis activity; ATP binding; ATP-dependent protein folding chaperone. Gene Ontology annotation, cellular component: chaperonin-containing T-complex. The transcript is spliced from 14 exons. The record is from RefSeq and is a predicted model, not a curated record. Gene Ontology annotation, biological process: protein folding. NCBI's taxonomy places the organism in Eukaryota, Viridiplantae, Streptophyta, Magnoliopsida, Celastrales, Celastraceae. The coding region runs from base 146 to 1834 and encodes 562 amino acids.
UUGAAAAAUCACUGAAACAGUGUAACUAGAAAGAGCCAGAACGGUCGUUUUGCUCUCACAGGAGCAAAACCCUAGCUCCCUCUCGGCGGUAACUUCACUCUCUACUAUACUCCAUUUCUGUAACUCGACAUCUCUAGACCGUAUAAUGGCUGCGAUGAUGCAACCGCAGAUCAUAUUGUUGAAGGAGGGAACGGACACUUCGCAGGGUAAGGCACAGUUGGUGAGCAACAUAAAUGCUUGCACUGCGGUGGCCGACGUGGUGAGGACGACGCUGGGUCCCAGAGGGAUGGACAAGCUGAUCCAUGACGAUAAAGGUAACGUUACCAUCUCCAAUGAUGGCGCCACCAUUAUGAAGCUCCUCGACGUUGUCCACCCUGCUGCCAAGAUCCUUGUUGACAUCGCCAAAUCCCAGGACUCCGAGGUUGGUGAUGGAACAACUACUGUUGUACUACUGGCAGCAGAGUUUUUGAAGGAGGCCAAACCUUUUAUAGAGGAUGGAGUCCACUCGCAAAAUUUGAUACGGAGUUACAGGACAGCUGGAAAUUUGGCAAUUUCGAAGGUAAAAGAACUAGCUAUUAGCAUAGAGGGAAAAAGUCUAGAAGAAAAGAAGAGCUUACUUGCUAAAUGUGCUGCAACAACACUCUCAUCAAAGCUCAUUGGUGGAGAGAAGGAUUUCUUUGCUUCAAUGGUAGUGGAUGCUGUCAUUGCUAUUGGGAAUGAAGAUAGGCUGAAUAUGAUUGGAAUCAAGAAGGUUCCAGGUGGUAAUAUGAGAGACUCUUUCCUGGUAAAUGGUGUUGCCUUCAAAAAGACUUUUUCUUAUGCGGGUUUUGAGCAGCAACCAAAGAAGUUUGUAAAUCCCAAGAUACUCAUGCUCAACAUAGAAUUGGAGCUGAAAUCUGAGAAAGAAAAUGCUGAAAUAAGGUUGUCUGAUCCAUCUCAGUAUCAGUCAAUUGUAGAUGCAGAAUGGAAUAUCAUCUAUGAUAAAUUGAAUAAAUGUGUGCAAAGUGGAGCCAAAGUUGUUCUUUCACGUCUAGCUAUUGGUGAUCUAGCUACCCAGUAUUUUGCAGAUAGAGAUAUCUUCUGUUCUGGUCGUGUAGCAGAAGAAGAUCUGCAAAGGGUUGCUGCUGCGACUGGUGGGAUGGUGCAAACUACUGUCAAUAAUGUAAUUGAUGAGGUUCUUGGAACCUGUGAGCUUUUUGAGGAAAGACAAGUUGGAAAUGAGAGAUUCAAUAUAUUUAGCGGAUGUCCAUCAGGAAGGACAGCUACUAUAGUUCUUCGUGGUGGAGCGGAUCAGUUUAUUGAGGAAGCUGAGCGGAGUUUACAUGAUGCAAUCAUGAUUGUUAGAAGAGCUAUGAAGAACUCAACUGUGGUUGCUGGUGGUGGUGCUAUAGAUAUGGAAAUAAGUCGAUACUUGAGGCAGCACGCUCGCACAAUAGCUGGGAAGUCUCAGCUGUUCAUUAACUCUUAUGCAAAAGCUCUUGAGAUAAUUCCACGACAACUUUGUGACAAUGCUGGAUUUGAUGCUACCGAUGUGCUGAACAAAUUGAGACAAAAACAUGCACUUCCAUCUGGUGAGGGUGCCCCUUAUGGAGUGGAUAUUAACACUGGUGGAAUUGCAGAUUCUUUUGCUAACUUUGUCUGGGAGCCUGCAGUUGUAAAGAUAAAUGCUAUAGAUGCUGCUACAGAGGCUGCUUGUCUCAUUUUUAGUGUGGACGAGACUGUAAAGAACCCUAAGUCUGAAAGUGCUCAAGGAGAAGCUGCUGCAAGUGCCAUGGGUGGUAGAGGACGCGGAGGAGCUUUCCGUGGUCGUGGACGUGGCAUGCGUAUGCGAUGACCUCACCAGAUACUGAAUUUUUGGAACAAAUAUUUACUUGGUCAAGCACAUGUUCAAAUGAAGGUUUGGUUUAGUUGAGAUUCUCAAAGGCUGCCUCUUUUUCUCAGUUUAGUGGUCAGUUUUCUUCAAGUUGUAUUACCUUGCGACUUGUGAGUUCUAUUGUCAACGUGCCUGCUUAAUAUCGUGUAUUUAAAUGACAUUGCAUUGACAAAGUAAAAAAUGACAUAGCAUUGACUGGAAAGACUUUCACGGAUGAUGGUGACUUGUUCAUUGAAAUGUAGUUGCUGCUAUUAUUAGAUUUGUUAACUCACCGGCGCAACAUUUUUGUAUUGAGUAUGUUCAUUGGUAAAUAUCUGGAGGUUGUUGGAUUCUGGCAUGGUGAAGCUACUCAUUUUUUGUGCUGAUAAGAUUCUCUUCUGCGUGAUGCUCUUCUAUGUAUUGCUUCCGUCGUGCUGCUUCCGUCUCUUGUCUGUCUUGCAGAUAUGAGGAAGAAGAAGAUCUGAAGUUGUUGGGCUUGAGCCCUAUUGUUAUUAUUAGCUCUCUUGUUCUUUAGUUUGUAAACCCACUGGACUAAUUCCACUGGGCUGAAUUGAUUGGGCCAUUGGCCUAUUGUUCUCUUUAGUAGUUUCAUAACCGUUGGUAGUCUAAUCAGACACCAACGGCUAUAUUUUGUUUGUAAGAGGUUGCUUAUUUUAGCUUCCUCUGCAUCUGUGUAUGGUUUUUCAAGUCAAUCAAUUUAUUGAUUGCUAA